UUAAAAACCCACGUAUUAGAAUCAUAAGCAAAGUUUUCUCCUUUGUGUUGUUCACUGUUCAACCAUGUCACUCCACUGCUGCUCUCUCCACAAUACCUUGAAUUCACGAACACCCAUUUCUUUUCUUCAUCCAAAAAAGAAGAAUCUUAAUCUGGGUCAACUUCAUUUCCCUCUAAAUUCUUCUUCUUUUCCUACAUUCACAUGUCAACUUCAUCUUGGAUUUGAAGAUAUUCUAACAAUUACCCAAAACAAGGUUUUGAUUGCAGCUGGAGUAUCAGCAGCUGUUGGGCAAUUAGCAAAGCCUUUUACUUCAAAUUUGUUGUAUGGUAAAAAUUUUGAUCUAAGAACUGCCAUUCAAGCUGGUGGCUUUCCUUCUACACAUUCCUCUGCAGUUGUGGCUGCUGCAACAUCUCUGGCCUUGGAGAGGGGCUUCUCUGAUUCGAUAUUUGGAAUAAGUGUUGUUUAUGCAGGUCUUAUUAUGUAUGAUGCACAGGGAGUGAGGAGAGAAGUUGGUAUUCAUGCAAGAACGCUAAACAGGCGGCUGCUGGAGGACCAGAUGAAGUCUGUGAUGAAAGACGGUGAAGAUAUCAUCGAUUCUACGAGAAACACUAAAAGCUCAAGUUUCAUUGAAGAAGCGAAUGAUUUUAGUAAAGAACAGACAGGUGGUACUCAAUUAGUUGGAUCCAGAAUUAGAGGUGAGAGAGAGAGAGAAUUAGGCAGAAGUAAUUCUAAUUCUUCGUACACGACUCUGAAAGAAUCAAUUGGCCACACAGAAGUUGAAGUUAUAGGAGGAGCAUUGUUAGGUUUCCUUGUAACCCUCACAGUCUAUGCUCUUAUGUGAUUUUGGCUUACCAACAUCUUAUAAUAUACAAAGUUCUCUUCAUGAUUUGAUUUA
Beta vulgaris subsp. vulgaris (sugar beet) is the source of this 895-nucleotide messenger RNA. RefSeq lists its product as hypothetical. Bases 65 to 841 code for a protein of 258 amino acids. NCBI's taxonomy places the organism in Eukaryota, Viridiplantae, Streptophyta, Magnoliopsida, Caryophyllales, Amaranthaceae. The transcript has 5 exons. The record is from RefSeq and is a predicted model, not a curated record.